UUAUUUUUUCUUGGAAUUUGGGACAGUGAUGUCAAUAAAAGUGAGGUUAGAUCAGAAAAAUGUUAUUUUGAGGUUAUGCCGCGUAUUUUUGUUUCUCCAUCCGGGGUUUUAGCUGUAACUUCCUGAUCAAGCGCAUAUUUGUUAAUCUCAGUGUCAAAGAUGGUGGAUAAGAUUGAAGAUCUCAGCCUUCCGGGCUCAAUUGUACAGCGAAUUGUCAAGGAAGCCCUCCCAGAUGGGGUAAAUGUCGGCAAAGAAGCCCGGAGCGUACUCGGCAGAGCUGCUUCCGUCUUUGUGAUCUACCUAACAGCCUCCGCCACCAAUACAGCCAAAUCUCACAACCGGAAAGCCAUCACGGGGCAGGAUAUUCUGGAUUCACUCGAAGAGAUGGAAUUUGAGGAUUUUCUGGAGCCACUGAAGGAAUUCCAAGAGGCCUUCCGGAAGAAUGAGCAGGGAAAGAAGAAUAAGAAAAAGGAAGCAACAUCGAAGCAAGCAGCUGAGGAGACAAAUGAGCAGGAUGAAGAAAUGAUUGUUGGGGAAUAA
Messenger RNA from Lutzomyia longipalpis, 540 nucleotides. It is a transcript of the gene Chrac-14, whose product is annotated as DNA polymerase epsilon subunit 3. Bases 160 to 540 code for a protein of 126 amino acids. The transcript has a single exon. The record is from RefSeq and is a predicted model, not a curated record. Gene Ontology annotation, cellular component: CHRAC; epsilon DNA polymerase complex. Gene Ontology annotation, molecular function: chromatin DNA binding; protein heterodimerization activity. Gene Ontology annotation, biological process: heterochromatin formation; DNA damage response; leading strand elongation. NCBI's taxonomy places the organism in Eukaryota, Metazoa, Arthropoda, Insecta, Diptera, Psychodidae.